GUGAGCCGACAGUUUUUGGGUGAUGGAAAAAAGACAAUCGAAAGCAAAACAUCGCCCCGGUUCUUCACGAUGAACUGACGGCGCCAAGAAUGCCGACAUCUCGGGCCCCCGGCCCGGCCCCGAACGUAACCGACCCUCCCUGGGACUCGCAGUUGGACUUGGUCGGCCAGAGUCCGACGUGGACCAACAGCGUCCUGAAGAUGGCGCUCAUCUCCCUCAUCGUGUGCGUCUCCUUGUUCGGGAACGUGGUGGUCCUGCUGGUGUUCCAGCGCAAGCCCCAGCUGCUGCACGUGGCCAACCGCUUCGUCCUCAACCUUCUGCUGGCCGACCUCCUCCAGACCGUGUUGGUCAUGCCCUUCGCCAUCGCAGCCACCGUGCCCGGGGUGUGGCCCCUGGACGCCCGGCUGUGCCAAGCCUUGGUGGUGCUCAUGCAUCUCUUUGCGUUUGCCGGCGUCAACACAAUCAUGGUGGUUUCUGUGGACCGCUACCUGGCCAUCAUCCACCCUCUGUCCUACCCCACCCGCAUGACCCCUCACCUGGGCACCAACUUGAUCGCCUGCACCUGGCUGCUCAGCUUGCUGCAGAGCACGCCCCCGCUGUACGGCUGGGGCGCCAUCGACUUCAACCGGCACCACCAGAUGUGCUCGGUGGUGUGGUCCUACAGCUUGUCCUACUCCGUGGUGGUGGCCACCUUCUCCUUUUGGCUGCCGGUUCUGGUCAUGCUGGGCUGCUACUGGAUGGUGUUCCGAGCCGCCCGGCGGCAGAACGCGUUGGUCCACCCCAUACGGACGCGGUCCUACUCCCAGCCGUGCCCACAGGACUUCCAGGGACCCCAACCGCAGCAGGCCAGCUCUCCGGACAAGCCCUACUCGGCCGCUCGGGUGAGGCACCGCCGCUUCCGCUACCACUGCAAGGCGGCACGCGUGGUCUUCGUGAUCAUGGCCUCCUACAUCCUCAGCAUGGGGCCCUAUAGCGUCCUGAACACCAUCUCCAUGAGCGCCAGAGCCGACGUGCCCCCGUGGUUGUCCUCCCUGGCCCUGGUGCUCUUCUUCCUGCAGUGCUGCCUGCACCCCUACAUCUACGGGUACAUGCACCGCAGCGUGAGGAAGGAGUUCCUGGCCUUCCUCUGCGGGGUGCUCUGCCAGCAGGGGCGCCCCGGCCAGAGCUCGGCCGCCGAGACUUGCCUCACCGUCGCGGGCGGGGAAGGCCGCCGCUCCGGGGCGCCGGCCCACCGGCCCGCCAGGGUCUUCCCGCUGCAGACCUGGGAGGAGUGCACCACCUCCUCGUCCCCCACGUUCGAGAGGAGGUCCAGGGACAGUCGCAAGGACACCACCUCCACCAGCGUCAGCUCCGACAGGGAGCUCACGGUCCACGGGAAGCUGAGUACGUAGAACUCCUUGGAACAUUUAUGGUGUUGCUCGAAAGUACCUUUAAAAGUCCAAGGGAUGGGCUUGGGAACCUUUACCUUGGAGUCCCUAAUGUUGUUCAGGAGUCUAGACCUGCGUUUCUUCACCGUUGUUGUUGUAAUACCCGCGUUCACCACUUGUGGAACUCAUGACAAUCUCAACAAGCAAAAAGAAGCGCUUAAAAUGUCUUUUAAGCGUAGAAAUGAUGACCAAAGUGGGGAAUCUGUUUAUUUCACAAACAUAUUGGCAGAUCAAGACUAAGAUGACUCAUUUAGUGUUCAAGUUUGAGGGGAAAAAGUUGAAAAAGGUAAAGAACCCCCGGUCUAGACUGUACUCCUACGUCUAAAAGUGUGGACUCUGCGGGUGCGGUCCUUUGAUCGCAGUCAUGGGACUGACCCGGUGAACUCUGGUGCGGUUCUACAAGGACCGGACACGGAGGUUCUGUCUUCAAAGUGUUUUUAGAGGCCGCUGGUGCCAUCCAAGGUCCAGAAUGUACAAAACCUGUUCCAAGAUCUGCCUGGUCAAGUCCUUGGAUCGUCUUUAUCACGCAACUUUUGGUCCCAGGACCAAACAGCCAAGCGAACCGCACCAAAGUAUGUUUACUUUUUGUACUUUACAGCAGUUCCUCAACUGUCAGCCUGGGGCAGAGCUCUUAACUCAAAACACUUGCAUCUCAAAUCAAUGUCUCUCCGUGAAAUGGAUUGAAAUCAAUUUAAUUGGUGCCCCCCCCCCCCCAAAAAAAAAACACAAAACCUUUUUAGAAGAAAAUAGUUAAUUUUUAUUUAUUUGGGGCGGCAUAGCUCGGUUGGUAGAGCGGCCCUGCCAGCAACUUGAGGGUUCCAGGUUCGAUUCCCCGCUUCCGCCAUCCUAGUCACUGCUGUUGUGUCCUUGGGCAAGACACUUUAGUCACCUGUUCCCAGUGCCAUUAAAUGGAACUUAGAUAUUGGCUUUCUUUACGUAAAAGCGCUUUGAGUCACUAUAGAAAAACGCUAUAUAAAUAUAAUUGACUUCACUUGACAUUUAAGAACUGACGUGCAACAUUGACCUUGGACAGAGGACUUGUAAGGCAUCUCCUUCAAGCACAACAUUUAGCAGCUUCUUCAUAUUUUCAUGGAUAAAUGUCCGCCCUGAAGUUAUUAUUUCAACGUACUUGGCUGUCUUUAAUUGGCUCAGACUAAUCCACUUCUUCCGGUCUUUUCCAUCUCGACCUUCCAGUGGUUGCUAAAACCAGGUGGUGUCCAUCUUAAGCUGUAAGACCAUGUUAGCAAGUAAGACCAAAUAUUUCUGCUGCUACACAACUUUUUGUGUUUGCAACUCAAAGCAAAACUCUCCAGUCCCUUAACUCUCAAGUUGAGCUGCUGCUGUAUUGUAUUGUGUUGCCUUUACAAUACGUCCACAUAAGUGGUGUUGGACUCUUUAAGGAGGUCUAGGAUCCUAGUCACCAGCCUAGACUUUGUGUGUCCAUAGUGUGACUGUGUGUACACUUUGUGUGUCCAUAGUGUGAGUGUGUUUAGACUACAGUCGGUUGGGUGAGCAACUGAAUAAUUCCCUUAAUUGUUUAGUCAGAUGAGUUGUGAAAUAAGUUGGGUUCUAUUCUUGUUGCCUCUCAACUCUCUCUCUUAUUUUGUCUUUUUUUCAAAGCCUGAUGUGACUUUGGGCCCCCGACCCUCAGUUUCAACAACCCUGCUUUGCCACUCUUCAACAUUUAAAGCAUCUCUCUGUCAGCUUUCCCCUCAAAACAGCAGAUUGUAGCUCAUAAACACAAAAGCAGUGAAGUUGUCACCUUGUGUAAAUGCUAAAUAAAAACAAAUCCUUUUCAACUUAUAUUCAAUUAAAUAGACUGCAAAGACAAGAUAUUUUCAUCUUCACGCUGACAAACUUUGGUAUGUUUUGCAAAUAAUCAUGAAGUUAGAAUGUAAUGGCAGCAACACAUGUCAAAAAAGGAAUUUUUACCAGUGUGUUACAUGGCCUUUCCUUUGAACAACACUCAGUGCAGGUUUGGGAACUGAGGAGACACAUGUUUGAAGUGGAAUUAUUUCCCAUUCUUGCUUGAUGUACAACUUAAGUUGUUCAACAGUCUCCUGCCUCAUAUUUUAGCCUGCACAUAUGUUCAAUGUCUGGACUACAGGCAGGCCAGUCUAGUACCAGCAAUCUUUUACUAUGAAGCCACGCUGUUGUAACACCUGGCUUGGCAUUGUCUUGCUGAAAUAAGCAAGACAAUGCCAAAAUAAGCUCCAUCAGGUUGGAUGGGAAGUGUUGCUUUUCAUCCAGGAUGUCUCUGUACAUUGCUGCAUUCAUCUUAGUCUAGUCAGGGGGUGACCAAGACCAAGGUCACUCUGUCAGAACGACAGCAUUCCUCUGUGGAGAGGAGAACCUUCCAGAAGGACAAUCCACCAAUCAGGCCUGGAGUCAAAAGUUUGCCAAAAUGCACCUGAAAGACUCUCAGUCCGUGAGAAACUAAAUCCUCUGGCCUGAUUAGACAAAGAUUGAAGUCUUUGGCGUGAAUGUUUGGAAGAAAGCAGGACCAGGACAAUACCAUCCCUACAGUGAAACAUGGUGGUGGCAGCAUCAUGAUGUGGGGAUGCUUUUUAGCUGCAGGAACUAGUCAGGAUAGAGGGAAAUAUGAAUGCAACAAUGUACAGAUACAUCCUGGAUGAAAACCAACACUUCUCAUCCAAACUGGUGGAGCUUGAGAGGUGCUGCAAAGAGGAAUGAGAGAAAGUGCCCAAAGAAAGAUGUGCCAAGUUUGUGGCACCGUAUUGAAAAAGACCUGAGGCUGGAACUGCUGUCAACUAAGUACUUAGCAAAGGAUGUCAAUACUAAAGUAAAUGUGAUUUAGUAUUUACAUUUUUGAUGCAUUUGCAAAAUAAAAAAAAAUAAAAUUCACAUUGUCAUAAUGCGGUAUUGAUUGUAGAAUUUUGGGGACAAAAAUGAAUGUCUUCUAUUUUGGAAUAAGGCUGUAAAAUCAAAUGUAAAAACUGUGCGGAUGCACUUAGUCCAAGAUCCCUACUGAUUUUGAGUAAUUUCCUGUUGUCAAACCUUCGCUAUUUUAGGGAAGAAAAAACCUGUUCAGACGUGAUAAGACAAAUGUGCUGAUCUCUACUUUAUUCUUCUAGACUUUUCCAUUGUAAAGUGUUGCCAAACGUUUUGUUAAAAGUUGACUUUAAUGUAUUUUGUAUAUCAUUUCUUGUGCACCACCAAAAAAUGUGUUGAAGAAAAGUGAGUGAUGUUGAUGGUUAAUUGUUGCCUGUACUUUUAUACAUAAAAGAUGCAGAUUGUAAAAAAAAAGAUA
Messenger RNA from Nerophis ophidion (straightnose pipefish), 4698 nucleotides. RefSeq names its product probable G-protein coupled receptor 101. Gene Ontology annotation, biological process: G protein-coupled receptor signaling pathway. Gene Ontology annotation, cellular component: membrane. Lineage: Eukaryota; Metazoa; Chordata; Actinopteri; Syngnathiformes; Syngnathidae. Gene Ontology annotation, molecular function: G protein-coupled receptor activity. The record is from RefSeq and is a predicted model, not a curated record. The transcript has a single exon. The coding region runs from base 90 to 1391 and encodes 433 amino acids.